Molecule: messenger RNA, 1008 nt
Organism: Didymodactylos carnosus
Lineage: Eukaryota; Metazoa; Rotifera; Eurotatoria; Philodinida; Philodinidae
Source: the annotation of a GenBank genome assembly
AUGGCAUCAGCUGAUGUGAAUAAUGAAGAAAAUGUGGUGAUUUGGUGGUUUAAUGCAAGCAAUGAUCCAUGGUCAAGUAAUGAGACCGACCAAAAAUGGAUCAAAUAUUCGGACAUUAAGAAUGAAAUAAUUGAAGAUGCUUACUCAAAAAGUCUGCCAUAUGCUACAAUAGAUGAAUACAUGAUUGAUUUGAGACGUUUUCUACAGAUCGAAAGCAGCGAUAAAACAAAACAACGACAAGUAAGACGAACUAUAGGUGGUAGAAGACAAGAAUGUCUUCGUGAAGAACGAUUUUGUUAUCCAGAAACUGCUCUCGUUCGCUCUGUGGCAUCGUACGGAUCCGGUGAUGAAUGGUGUCCAUUUAUUUUAAAUUGGCUCAAUUCCCCAUUGGGUAAACGUUAUUGCUUAAAUAUUCCGGAAUGUGUAGAAGCCGCAGCUCGUGGAAUAAUCAGAGAAGGAAAAUUAAUUGGACCACGAUCAGAAGCAGAAUGGAUCGCCAAUCAGUUAAUAACAGUAAAGAGGAGUUCUAGAAAAGCAAUUUCGAAACUUUGUGUUCAUCUCUUUACUCGAGAUAGCUUUCUUUACAAAUUAGUCAAUGAAACACUAAGAGAAAAUAAUAAUGAUAAAUUGGAGACUCUAGGACCGUAUUGCUAUUUACUUCGAGAUUACGGACGAACAUGUGAGGAAUAUUUAGGUACUGUUUAUAGAGGUGUUUUUUAUACGCCGGAAAUAAUUCAAACGUACCGAGAUUCUAUUGGCCAAUGGAAAACAUGGGCGGGAUUCACAUCCACAAGUAAAAGUAGAGAAUUAGCAGAAGUAUUUGGAAAUACACUGUUAGUUAUAGAUAUUCAAAAUAUAAAACUAAGUACAACAAGGGCUUACGAUAUAGAACACAUUUCUACUUUCCCAAUUGAACAAGAAGUUCUUCUACCAGCUGGGAUUGCAUUUAAAACCAUCAAAACUGAGAUUGAUCAAAAUCAAAAACACAUUAUUUAUCUACAACUGUAG